Molecule: messenger RNA, 534 nt
Organism: Acyrthosiphon pisum (pea aphid)
Lineage: Eukaryota; Metazoa; Arthropoda; Insecta; Hemiptera; Aphididae
Product: CAAX prenyl protease 1 homolog
Exons: 2
Coding region: 130-534 (134 amino acids)
Source: RefSeq, a predicted model, not a curated record
UUUUACACACUAAAUAAUUUAUUUGUUACUUAUAAUGUAUAGGGUUUCAUCUGUUUGAAUGGAUUCACAUUGUUAUGGAAUUUCAGCAAAUAUUGUUUGAUUGAGACUCGUUAUUAUGAUAGUGAAAUCAUGACCAGUUGCGUAUUUCUUCUAUGUAUGAAUACCCUAGGUACAUUAAUGUCUUUGCCAAUCUCAGCAUAUAGCACUUUUAUUAUAGAAGAAAAACAUGGGUUUAACAAACAAACUUUAAAUUUCUUCGUUAAAGACAAGAUUAAGAACUUUUUAUUGGUUCAAGUGAUUUCAUUACCAAUAACUGCAGCAGCAAUCACUAUUGUUAAAUGGGGUGGACGUUAUUUCUUUAUCUGGCUGUGGGUAUUUGCUGUAGUAACUUCAUUGUUCAUCAUGACAAUAUAUCCAGAAUUUAUUGCUCCGUUGUUCGACAAAUAUACACCAUUACCUGAUGGUGUUUUGAAGACUAAAAUUGAAGAGCUGGCAAAGCAAGUCAAAUUCCCUCUUUACAAAUUUAUAUUGUAG